Somion occarium is the source of this 3192-nucleotide messenger RNA. The record is from the annotation of a GenBank genome assembly. NCBI's taxonomy places the organism in Eukaryota, Fungi, Basidiomycota, Agaricomycetes, Polyporales, Cerrenaceae.
CCGCCAGAGUCUCGUAUCGUGAAUUGGACCGCCAGCCUCGCUCGUCAUGAAUUUGCUAUCAACCUGCAUCUAGAUACUUAUAUACCCAUUCCUCCUUUCUCGCAGGCCCUUCCGUCCCUUUCCCUCCACCCUUCGCGGCCAUGUCGCUGCAUUUCUCCGCUUAUUACCUCUUCUCCCUCCUGGUCGCCAUUUUCUCCUUUUUGGCACCAGUUUCCGCCCAGUCCUCCACCCAGUCUGCCACCGAUACAUCCUUUCCCGCCAAUGGAACCGUCAUUGUCUCUGGAAAUGCUACUCUGUCGCUCAGCACCUUCUUAUCACUCGCUACUAGUUCCGCCACAACAACUACCGUAUCACGCAGCGGAAACCGCGACAUCCCAAUCACCACCGUCGUUCCAGUAAUCUUCAAUGUAACCGCAACUGCGACCUCGACGAUUGCUGCAAGCUCGACAACUAUUUCUGCUUCUGCGACACCUACUGCUGACCCUUCCCAGCUUGACACCAGAAUUGACCCUGCCUUUGGCGUGCUCGGUGCCAUUCUCAUCCUCACCGGUUUACCGAGUGCGUUCUUGGGUCAUAAGAACCGUUGGACGUCAUUCUUUCUCGUCGGUUUUUAUUCGCUGUCCCUCGUUUGUAUAGUCCUCAUCCUCAAGUUCGGGGUCCUACGGGCUGUGAAUCCUCCCACAGAUACACUCAGAGGUCUUUUUGUCCUGGCGAGCUGUGUCGCUGGCAUUGCUGGUGGUGGUAUCACGAUAUUCUUUUGGAAAGCUACCAGAUACUUUAUCGGUGGAUGGGGAGGCUUCGCGUUUGCCUUGUGGAUACAAUGCUUUAGAAAUGGCGGUCUCAUCACUCCGAUCGGGCUGCGGUGGAUCAUGUACAUCGGGUGUGCCGUUGUUGGAUUCGUCUUAUGCACUAUUCCGAAGAUUCACUAUCAUGUCCUCCUCAUCUCUACUGCAUUUGUGGGUGCAACGUCUUUUAUGCUAGGUGUUGACUGUUAUACUACGGCCAACUUGAAAGAGUUCUACAUUUGGAACAUCGGUUUCACAUCUCUCUUCCCAAGGUUUCUUGAGAACAACAUCAAAUUUCCGGUGACACAAUCUAUGCAGAUAGAGCUAGGUCUUCUGGGCGCCGUUACCCUCAUGGGUAUGGCAGUCCAGUUCCAGAUUCUGAAGAUUCUUCAACGCAAACUACAAGAGAUCAGGGAGGAACAACGACGUUUAGAUGAGGUUGCCGUAGCCAGGGCUGCCGAGCGGUUUGCCAGUCUGGAUCAAGAGAAGGAAGAAUGGGACCGUGCUCACCCGAGCCUUGCGAAACAUGGGCGCAAUGACAGUGCGAUGACAGCCACGACGGGCGUGGAGACCGGUUCAGAUGAGAAGCGUGCAUCCGUUUUUACUCUUGUGAGUAGCCCAAGACAGCGAUACCAAUCCGGGGUAUCAGAAUUCCUUGCUUCUCCUCCACCUGUGGAGGAGCUGAACAGGGCGGCAUCUAGACAAACACCCGGAGCGUUACCCGUACUUGAUCUGGGUACGGACCUUGAAGAAGACGUACCACAAGGAUUUAUCGCUGAAUCCUCAGGGUCUCGCAACAAGAAAGACCUAACGUUGGCAGAAUUGGAAGAUCUGAAGAAAAAGGAAGGGUUACUGGCUGAGAUUCAAGCAGUUCGCAGGUCAAUUGAGAUCCUCAAGUCUGACACCCCCGCUCCUUCAAGUAGUGAGGAUUCUCGACACGCUUCUGUAGCUUCGCGUCGCACUGCGAGCCAUGACCCGGGAACUAUGACAGCCGGACCAUCUCAUCUUCGCCCUCCAAGGCAGCCUGAUCCCCGCACUCGCGCGUAUUCUGAGGAUUUAUCGCACCUCGCUGACCUUGCAUCUAGCAUUGGCCGACCGGUUAGUGCACCUCUUCGCGAUGAUGAUUGGGAUGCCUAUGUCCGUGAGCGAAAGCUUUUGCAACCGCCUUCUGGCGUCACUGCACCGAUUCCUACCACCCCGAUUGGCCCUGCACCUAGGUUGUCCGUUUCAUCAGCUGUCACAGAUGCACUGCUUGAACGUCGUCGUCGGGAAAGUGCUCUAUCUGUUGGUCAGGCCAACCCACUAUCUGCACAAGCUCCUCCAGAUCCACAAGAUGUGUCUUCCCCACCCCCGCGGGAAGAUGUCGUUUCCGCACCGAUGCUGCAUAAAAAGUCCCACUCACAGGGUGCGAAUGUUCCUGUAAUGAUUCUUCCGCCACAAACUAUUGUGUCACCUACUCCUAAGAGGCCAGAGCAGCCUCGGACAAAGACGUUCGAGGAGCUUGCAGAGAGGCACAGGGAGAUGAUCAGACAGAUGCAGGCCCCUUUGACUCAAGCGGAAAAGGAGCAGACUGAACUGGCCGAGGCGAAGAGGCGCUGGGGACGAGCUAAGGAGAUGGAAAAACGGGCAGUGACUAAACGGCAGACCGAACAAGCUGCAGCGCUGAGCAAGGAAGGCAAGAAGAAGCAUCAUAAAUCGGGCGAUAUCCUGGACGGUGCGAAAGGACGAUCUACAUCCCCUGGGGAUGAUCCUCGCACCAAGAGUCAUUCCCGCAGCUUGAGUGCAGACCUUCUGGCUUCCGUGCCGAAGUCAACUAGAAAGGUAGAUGAGUGGCAGAGGAAUCAGUUGCAAGAUUUGGAGUCCGGCAUAAAACCUGAAAGGCCUGAACCUCCAUCGUCAAAGCGGCGAUCUGCCGUGCCUUUCCCAGAUCAUCGUCAACGAUCGACCGGCAUUCAUCGCGACCCCAUCAGCUAGGUGUGUCGCUUCGUGACAUGAUUUUGUCGCGUUCUUCCUCGGAGGUGCUAGCCUCUGCCAUGACGUGUAUGAAAAGCAAACCUAUCGGACCUUCGUUAUCAAGUAACAUCAGCCGUAAUACGCGAUAGGGACGUUAUUGGAAUACCACGUUCAUGUAUACCAGGUACUUUCUUUCUUUCUUUGGACACGUACAUUACAUAUACUCUAGUCAGUCGUUCCUCCAUCCAUGUUGUUUUUGCAUUCAUUCAUUCUCCCACAUCUCAUCAUAACAUGUACGCAGCUGGACACAUCUCCGGACUCUCCUAGCAUUUUAGAUUUAUUGCCUGAUAAAUAUAGUUUCUCAUAUAUGUACCGCAUGGAUCAUGGAGGUUCUUGAGGUCGAGACGAUGGCCAGAAAACCGAGGUGAAAAUGUAGCGGAUCCAGUAUACGAGU